UUGAGCUUCGUCAAGCUACGAAAUCUAGAUCGAUUUUUGACAAACAAGUUGCUACAUUACGCUCGAAGUUAAGAGAUACCUACGAAAAAAUAAUUUUCCUUGAUUAUGAAUUGUCUCAAUCUAAGGAAGUUGAGCAGAACUUGUGGAAGAAUGUGUAUUACAAGGUUAUCGAAGAUUUCAGAAAGAAGAUCCGUGCUUUACCCGCACCUAAUGUAAAGCCUAAGUCAACUUCCAAAAAGUUGACCAGUGCUUUUCGUUCUUUUCUACAUGAAGCGACAGGGUUUUAUUAUUCUUUUAUUCAAAAACUUGCGAUUCAUUUUGAAUUGAAGCAGUUGGAUCCAGUUAUCAAAAAAUUUGGACUAACAAUAGAGCCCACUGAUGUCUCUCAACGUUUUUACUCUGAAGAUAUUAAACAACGAGCUGUUCUUAGUUGUCAUAAGAGUUUAAUUUUUCUAGGUGAUUUGGGUGGUGACAGAUCAAACAAAAACUGGUCCACCGCGUGUGAUUAUUAUAAUCAUGCCAGACAGUUAGUUCCCGAUAGUGGUAAUCCUCAUAACCAAUUGGCUGUUAUUUCUACUUACAAUUCUGAUGACUUUUCUGCCGUCUACCAUUAUUACCGCAGCCUUGUUGUAAAACAUCAAUUUUUGACUGCCAAAGAUAAUAUUAGUCUUUUGUUUCAUAAGGCCCAAAGAUCCGCUUCCGAAAUUCCUGACAGAGAAAUCCAUAAAGAACAGCGAGAAUUCAGCGGAAAAAGACGUUUUUCCCAUCAACGUCAAGUAUCUACAUCAUCAAUGACUCAGUCAAGUAAAUUAAAAGCAAGUGAAACUAUUCAGUCUUUUUUUGCUGAUUUUAUUAGUUUGGAAUCUUAUUCCGAAUUAAAAGGGUCUGUUUUGAAUCAGUUGAAAGAGUACGCUCUUUCGCGUACGUUAGAUCCUGAUCAACUUUUAAAAUUAACCGUGAUAAAUAUGGCCGCAUCAUAUGUAAUUCGACUCAUUACCAACAGUGAAAAUGGUGCAAUUAACCAUAGUCCAAAAGCUAUUUCCACAUAUUCACAAUCAUCCAAGAAGGCUCUUGUUGAGAAACAUUCAAUCUUAUUGGUAUUAGAUACUCUAACAGCGUUAUUAGACAUGUGUAACUCUGAAUUAGCAGAUAUUUCUAUUGAUGGAUCAGAUAUGCAUAAUGCAGUUCAAAUUCUUCCUGCACCUGUUAAACGAAGCCUUGCGACUCUUCGUGUUGGAACAAAAUGGGUUUAUUUGAGCCUCGAUUAUAUCGAAUCUAUGUCCACAGUUAUUUCCAAAGAUCCUAACGUUAAGGGCGAGUUUAAUAAUUUUGCUAGAUUUUGGGAAUAUUUUGCUGAAUUUCUUAAUACGAUGGAAAGUUUAUUCCCUCAUGAUCAAGGUAUUCCUCUCGAUGUACCUUUAAAGGAAGACUUUGAAUUAAAUGGCUUCCUGGUCCUUAAAAAUCAUAUAUCUGUGGACAAAAAUGCAUUUGCAGACCAGGGUGAGCCAUUUGAAGAGUUAGACAUGCGUAUUUAUGAUAUUUUUGAAGAUGCAAGAAAGAUUUCCGAAUCUGAGUUGUCCCAAUUAUUUUAUUAUGACGGCAUUUUUAGUGCAAGUGAACCUCCUUGUAAAAUUAUUUCCCCCAUUAACGCUCUUAGUCCAAUCGAACAUGAAAUUAUGGAAGAAUCUUAUGACGGACCUAAAGUUAUCACCGAUUUGAUUAUUGACCGUGAUGAUGCUAAUUUAGCCGAGUCUCAAUCUUUUGCAUCAAGUAGUCCAAAGGGACAGAGUAGCGAUACAGCCGAAGAUGAAACAGAAGAAGAAGUUAUCUUAUUCACGGGGCGUCAUUCAGCCAUUAUCGACAAUGAUAAUAAUUCAAGUGCCGUUGCCAUGUCUAAAAAAGCUUCGCAUACCGAAAAAUUAAAUAGUCCAACAGCAGCUGAGGUCUUGUUAAACCAAGUUUUAAAUUCCAAUCAACAAGUUACUUCAUUCUCUUCUGUUAGCAAACCAAAUGAACAACAAAAUUAUUGGAAUCAAUUUAAUACACCUCAAUUAUUCCCUACAAAUAAUGCUUCCAUGCAAUUUGAUAAUUUAGAAAUUAAAUCCGUAAAAGCAAAUUCUUUAGAUUACCUAACACCUGUAAGCAGGCCAUCUACCACUAAUUCUAAUGGUUUUUCGAACAUAAAUACCGGUGCUUAUGAUUCAACUUCGUUUGCGAGUCCAACACCUGUCUCUGGGGUUCCAAACUCUUCUCAAGAUCCACUUGUUCCAACUACAAAACGGUCAUUAAAUGAUGGCAAAGUAUCAUACCAAAAUGUAGCUACCCCUUCGAGUGCUUCUUUAUUUGCUUUCCCUGGUACAGAUGGCGGAGCUUCUCAAUUUGAUUUGUUUGGUCAUUCGAAUUCAAAUAUGAAUAGUUAUUCGGGUUCUUCUAGUUUUACUUCAGUUAAGCCUAUCGUGCCAACAACUUUAACAGCACCUCCUGGAUUUACUUCUGACACACCCAACCUCGAAAUGCAUAAACAGGAUCAGCAACAAAGCACCUACCAACAAUCUUUGUUUCAAACCUCCAAUGCAUUUGGAUUCUCAUCUUUUGAUAUCAUGCACACCCAGUUUCCAUUGAAGAAUGGUAGUGAUUGUUUAUUUAAUGGAAUGCAUGAUAAUAAAAUCAAUGGUUCUAAUGAAUUAGUUUAUCAAGGAAUACAAGAUACGAAUAAUACUAGUACAAAUGAACAACAUCACAAUUCCUUAUUUUGGCUUAUGAAUUCCACCAAUACCAAUAUUACGACAUCAUCGAAAACAGGAGAUAAUGGAACUUUAUCGGAUCCAAAAGCAAGCGAUUCUCGCGAUCAAUUUCGCUACUUUUCACCUGGUUGGACUCCUGCGUCAAUUGGCUAA
Molecule: messenger RNA, 2897 nt
Organism: Funneliformis mosseae
Lineage: Eukaryota; Fungi; Glomeromycota; Glomeromycetes; Glomerales; Glomeraceae
Source: the annotation of a GenBank genome assembly